Rana temporaria (common frog) is the source of this 2611-nucleotide messenger RNA. It is a transcript of the gene UBAP1, whose product is annotated as ubiquitin associated protein 1. Gene Ontology annotation, cellular component: ESCRT I complex. Gene Ontology annotation, molecular function: ubiquitin binding. The transcript is spliced from 7 exons. NCBI's taxonomy places the organism in Eukaryota, Metazoa, Chordata, Amphibia, Anura, Ranidae. Bases 192 to 1670 code for a protein of 492 amino acids. Gene Ontology annotation, biological process: ubiquitin-dependent protein catabolic process via the multivesicular body sorting pathway. The record is from RefSeq and is a predicted model, not a curated record.
UCUCCCUUCUCAGGCGCCUGCGCGGCUCGCUGUUGCUGGUCAUGUGACUCCCGGCGCCCCUUGACGUCACGCCCUGCCUGUCGGAGGAAGGAGGAAGUGUCGCAAGAUGGCGUCGCGCACUGAGGCCGGGGAGAAGCUGCUCUAGGCUGGAUUUAACGGCGGGUGCGGAGCGGUACAGCAGCGGACUCUAAAUGGAUUCGAGAAAAUCGGUCUCUGAUUUACACGGGCCAUUUAGUUACCUAGAAGAUGUCCCGUUCAAGAUCGGUGAUAAGUUCAGAGUGCCGGAUAAAGUUGGCCUUCCUAUUGGCUUCUGUAUGCCGGACAUUAGUCAACUUAUAAGUGAGGCCCAGUAUGACUUCUCUUUGGAGAAGAAGACCAUUGAAUGGGCUGAGGAGAUAAAACAGAUUAAAUCUGCCCAGCGAGAAGCUGAACUGAAGGCAGAAGCCGCCCGUUCCCGAGCAGACCCCGACACUACGGGUGAGCGCGAAGAAAAUGAGGCCAUUGGUCGCCCACCUAACCUGCACCCCAUACUUAGCCUCCAUUACAACAGCAUGCUUACUCCUACCCCCGCCAACAGCAGUGGCAUACCGCAAAAAGUGCUGAGCCCCCCACACACCAAAGCGGACUUCAAUCCUGCUGACUUUGAGGGCGAGGAGAACCCGUUUGACAAUGUGGAGCUAAAAACGAUUAAUGAAAAGGAGGAAUUAAAGAACAUCCUUGACAUUCAUAUCAGGCCUGUUGCAGACCAAGACUUAAGUCAAAAUGACCCCACCCAUGGCUCUCAGGCUCUGGUGAAGGAUGAAGACACCCUCACCACCAUGAAACAAGAAACACUAGACUUCAAGCACCUACGAAAACCCAAUGGUUUUAUCACUUUACCGCAGCUGGAGGACUGUGAGCUACCCCCGUCUUCCAAAGUGUCCCUUGCUCCCAUCAACUCAGUCAGCAAUAUCAAAUCCCUGUCUUUCCCUAAACUAGACUCUUAUGACAGCGACCAGAAGACGGCAUUCACAAACACUACCUGCCUGCCCAACGGCACUUUCCAGGACUCUUUACAAUCCUCUCCUCCAAACAAUGGCGGUGAACUGAAUGGACACCUUACUCGGGGUCAGCCUUUGCAUUUAGAAAGCGCGGUUGUACAGCCCACCUUACCUCCUUCUUCUCUAGCCCCCGUGGUAUCUGGUAGAGACGGAAUAGCACGGACCUGUUUGAACAGUGAUCCAAAGACCGCCGCUCAUCGGGUAGCAAUGUCCAAAGUGCCCAAUAACAUCACCAAUGUGACGCGGCUCAAUGUUCCGGGUUAUGAUGAGCUCCUGCAGGCGCUGUCCGGCAGCGAGAGGCAGUGUGCGGAGACCAUUGUCAGUAUGGGCUAUUCUUAUGAACAUGUCAUAAGAGCCAUGCAGAAACAGGGACAGAACGUGGAGCAGGUGCUGGAGUACCUGUUCAUCCAAUCCCAGCUGUGUGAGAAAGGCUUCGACCCUGUACUGGUGGACGAGGCUCUGGAGAUGUACCAGUGUUCAGAGGAAAAGACAAUGUUGUUCCUUCAGCUGAUGAGCAAAUUCAAAGAGAUGGGAUUCGAGCAGAAGGAGAUCAAAGAGGUUUUGUUACUACAUAACAAUGACCAGGACAAAGCUCUGGAAGAACUCAUGACCCGGGCCGGGGCCAGCUGAACCUCCCAGGGAUUGGCUUCACCAUAGGCUGUAACAUGUUUGGAAGAAGGGAGGGAGGGGGAGACUGUUUUAAGCUUUCUAACCUGAUGCACAGAGCAGAUCUCUGCCCCCCCACCACCAUGUUUCACAUUCUGCGCUCUUUUCCCUGAAAAGCCAGCUUGAAGUAUAUAUAUUGUAAGAAGUGCCCUUUAACUUCCAAACUUUCCCCUCUUCUGAGGAAUUGAGUUUGCCCUGAAUAGUACACAGGACGGCGGGGAAGUGUUAAUUGUUCGUUUUCCUUUUGCAGUGGAAAUGGGAGGCGGAAGCGAGGAAGAACAGUGUGAAGCUGCUCAUUGCUUAUACUGGAAUACAGACUGAUAAGGCAAACCUUUUAGUGCAAUGAUUUAUUUUUUUGUUUUCCUUUUUCCGGAUGAUUAGUACUACACUGGUUAUUAAACUACUCUCACAAGCAUAGAGUCAGAUGCAAAUGAACCGGCAGCCCCUGGAAUCCUAUUUAAUGCCUACAUGUUUUGGGGGGGGGGGAGGGGUUGCAGUUUAAAGUACAACUCCAGCCAAAGAUUGUCAGUCGGGGUGUGAAAGGGGUUUGAACCUCCUUGUCAGGUUUUUAUAGCUAGGCUUCCUAUUGCACUCUGUACGAGGGAUGGUUUUGGCUGGCGUUCUAUCACUGACUUAAGCUGUGAUGGCUUGUUGGAUUCUUUAAGUAUAUCCUAAAUUAUUUGCAUUAUAACCUUUAUCUGUGCAUUUGGAAAUGGGAUGUUGUGCCCAAGAAAAGAUUGAGAUGUUCUUCGGAACGGAGUUUCUGUACGCAAAAAAAAAGAAAAAAGUGCGUUGGAGGGCUGGUUUGUGAUUUGCAGGACAAAAGUGAGGAAUCAAAGGCAAUUCAUGUUCAAUGUCUUUUUUUUGCCUUUCGUUAUAAAAAAUGAUAAAGGGUAAAAAGUCAA